Lottia gigantea (owl limpet) is the source of this 417-nucleotide messenger RNA. RefSeq lists its product as hypothetical. The record is from RefSeq and is a predicted model, not a curated record. The transcript has a single exon. NCBI's taxonomy places the organism in Eukaryota, Metazoa, Mollusca, Gastropoda, Lottiidae. The annotation marks the transcript as partial.
UUUAAGUACCGUUUUAUCUGCCCUUUUAAGUACCGUUUUAUCUCCCCUUUUAAGGACCGUUUUAUCUGCCCUUUUAAGAACCGUUUUAUCUGCCCUUUUAAGAACCGUUUUAUCUGCCCUUUUAAGUACCGUUUUAUCUGCCCUUUUAAGAACCGUUUUAUCUGCCCUUUUAAGAACCGUUUUAUCUCCCCUUUUAAGAACCGUUUUAUCUCCCCUUUUAAGAACCGUUUUAUCUGCCCUUUUAAGAACCGUUUUAUCUGCCCUUUUAAGAACCGUUUUAUCUGCCCUUUUAAGAAACGUUUUAUCUGCCCUUUUAAGAACCGUUUUAUCUCCCCUUUUAAGAACCGUUUUAUCUCCCCUUUUAAGAACCGUUUUAUCUCCCCUUUUAAGAACCGUUUUAUCUCCCCUUUUAAGUAA